Lactuca saligna is the source of this 672-nucleotide messenger RNA. Lineage: Eukaryota; Viridiplantae; Streptophyta; Magnoliopsida; Asterales; Asteraceae. The record is from the annotation of a GenBank genome assembly.
AUGAAAUCCAAACAUAAGAGUCGAUCUCCACUAACAAAUGUCAUCCGAAAACCACAAGUUUCGCAUCAAGGACUUCUCUUUCAUGAGAUUCAUGCACCUGCGUCACCAUCUUCUAAGAAACUAAGGGAAACUGAUAUGGCCAAACACAUCUCAAAGAAGAAGAAGAAAAGUAAGGUGUUCAUCUCCUCCGAGUCUAUUGCUGAUGAAAAUGAAAUAAUUCCAGAAACUCUAGAAGCCGAUCAUCAGAAAGAAUCUUCUCAUCCUACACCAACUGAUGUUAUACCACCCAAAGAUUCGGUUGCCAAGUCAGUUUCUGAGGAGGCACGAACUUUUGACAUUUUUGUAAACAUAUCUCAUAUGGAUGCAAAUGUCACAAUGGGUGAGGAUGCUUCGCAUACUGGAGACCAAGAUUCUUUUAUGGAAACUGAGCAUGAGUCCGGAGGUUUUGGAGGAACAUUUGAAAAUUUGGAGUUUGAUGAAGAAGAAACAGACUGCCCAGAUCACAUGAUAAUGACCAUGAAGCAGUUCAAGAUAUUGAAUACAAAGCUCAAUUCAAUUCUUCAAUCUCAUGCUGAUCUUGGGGGAGGAAAUUCAGUGACCAGUCUAGAAGUGGAUGGUCUGUUGAAGUUGCUUGAAGGGAGGAUUACUUCAAAGGUGACUUCAAAGAAUUAA